This is a messenger RNA of Guyanagaster necrorhizus, 483 nucleotides long. RefSeq lists its product as uncharacterized. Bases 1 to 483 code for a protein of 160 amino acids. NCBI's taxonomy places the organism in Eukaryota, Fungi, Basidiomycota, Agaricomycetes, Agaricales, Physalacriaceae. The record is from RefSeq and is a predicted model, not a curated record. The transcript is spliced from 2 exons.
AUGAAGAUCGACCUUUGGAUGAACUGGAGCAUCGCUCAGAGACAAAGCAACGUGCAAUUGGUGACGUUCAAGUCGGAUCUGGUGGAAUGUGUAAGGGUGCAAGAGCAGGAGGUCAGAGCACAGUUGGGGUAUAUGCCGACGGACUGGCUACUUCUAUCAGGGAGUUGGAUCAUGGGUCCAACCUUCAUCGGACGAUCCGGGGUGCGAGUUCAGGAAUUAGGGUGUGGGCGAUCCACUGCACGGUCAGCAGUACUGGUGACCAUUCACCCUGUGGGCAAACGCAAUGGGAGGACCACACUGGAAGAACAACUACCCAGUACAAACUCCACUGGCUGGGAGAUGAGAUGCUGUAACAUGAGUUUCGUCAUUCUACAGAACCAAAUUACCUCUGAUGUUUCGCAGGAGCACAGAACACUUUCUUUUGAUGACACAACCAUAGCUGUUGAUUUCUUCUUGAUAAUCGCCACGUUCUUUUGUACUUAG